GCCCAUGCCGCCUCUCCAGGCUGAAGUGUGUCGGGGGCCGGGAGACGGGCUCCUUUGCACCACGUCUCUCAAAGGGAGAAGGACAUUUCCGCCCGUCUGGAAAGGAAACUUCUGAAACCUCUCCUGGUGCAGGGGCUUUGGGACAGCAGCGGAAAACUUAAGCCAAAGGCUGCUCCGUGUUUCACAGUAACUGCCUGGGAUGUGGCGCAUCUCCUGCAAGGAGACUUUUCAGUGGUUGAUCCACUGUUGGGUCACAUCUGGCAACUAAGCUGGGAUGGAAAUUCUAUGAUGCUGAUGACUAUCAUCCUACAGAGAACAUACAGAAAAUGGCACAAGGAAUACCACUAAAUGACCAGGACAGGAUUCCAUGGCUUUGGAAAUUACAUAAUAUAUUAAUGAGAGAAGAAUUAGCUGGACAAAGUGUGAUUCUAGCGUGUUCAGCUCUGAAGAAAAUGUAUAGACGCAUAUUAGUAAGUGGAAGGGAUGCUGUGAAUUCUCAGAGUGAUCAUCUAGAGGAACAAGGAGACUCUGCCACUGGGAAAGUCCUUUUCAUCUAUUUGGAUGGACCUAUGGAACUCAUCGCCAGCCGCCUAGAGAAGCGGAGAGGACAUUUUAUGGCACGUGAACUACUUCAGUCUCAGUUUGAGACAUUGGAGCCUCCGUCAGCACCAGAAAACUUUAUCACUGUGAGUCUGGAAAAAUCUGUUUCUGAAAUAGUGUCUGAAAUUGAGAACUCUCUUCAGUUAGAGUAAUGCUUUUCUUGAGCAAUUUCUGAAUUAGAUACACAUUAAUUCUUUUCACCAUGUCAUCUUUGUGGAACAGCAUUUUUGUUUUUUCAAGUUAAUCAGCACUAUUUGCAGCAUUAACUUCACAGUCUUGACACACUUUAAAGGGGCCAGAACAAUUAUUACUGAUACUUUUAUUAAGACCUGUUAAAACUUGAAGAAACAAUUUUCAAAAGUGCAUGGCGUUUGCCUAACUCUUCUUCCAUUUAAC
Pelodiscus sinensis (Chinese soft-shelled turtle) is the source of this 996-nucleotide messenger RNA. RefSeq names its product IDNK gluconokinase (gene IDNK). NCBI's taxonomy places the organism in Eukaryota, Metazoa, Chordata, Testudines, Trionychidae. Gene Ontology annotation, cellular component: cytoplasm. Gene Ontology annotation, molecular function: gluconokinase activity. The record is from RefSeq and is a predicted model, not a curated record.